UUUACUUUCGUCGAGAUCCAGAAAUGUCUUUUAAGUAACAUCAUGGUGCUAAAGUGGUAACACUUUGACGGAAGUACAUAUAGGGACAAUCACUUUUCUUGAGGAUUACAGCAAACCAUGAAUGAACAGGCUAGCACAACAACCUAUCAAAGCCUUAGCGCGUCUAUGUCUCUACCCAGAAGCCCUAAAAGCCUCCGCAUCAACCUCCCCUCUCAGCCCCAACCUCACAGACCAAACCUACGCCCUUUUUCUCAAGUCCGGCCACCGCCUGGACCCCUUCCUCGCCUCCGCUCUCAUUUCGAAAUUUUCCAAGUCGGGUUACUUCUCCCACGCCCUCCGGUUCCUAAACGACGCUCCAGAACCAUAUACAGUCUCCUACAACGCCCUCAUUGCUAGAUUGGCCCAGUUUGGACCACCCGGGCCGAUUUUUGGGCUAUUCGAUUGGUUGAGAUAUGUGGGCUUAAGGCCAGAUGGGUUUACAGUGAGUGCUCUGGUGAAAGCGUGUGAUGGGUUGGAGGAGAAUGAGAUUGCCCAUGGGGUUUGUUUGAGAUUGGGGUUUGGUUAUGGGGGUUUUGUGGUUAGUGGGUUGGUGGAGAAUUAUAUGACGAUUGGGGAUAUUGGGUCGGCAGCAGAGAAUUGCUUUGGGGAGUGUUUGGUUGCGGACAAUGUGGCUUGGACUGCUAUGAUUUCUGGGUAUGUUUGGAGCGGCAAGUUGGAGAAGAGUAAGGAGGUGUUUGGGGAGAUGAGGAGGUUGGGGAGAUGACGGAAGUACAUAUAGCAUAUAGCAUAUAACAUAUAGCUUGACUGCCGUGCUGGGUGGAUUGUGUGAUGAGAAGGAAGGGGAACAGAUUCAUGGAGUUGCUGUAAAUAUGGGAUUUUUAUGCGGGUUUUCGGUUCAUUUGAGUAAUGCAAUUAUGAAUAUGUACUCUAGGUGUGGGAGUGGCCGGAGUGCGGUUAAGGUGUUUGAUGAAAUGACUGAACCAGAUGCUGUUUCUUGGACUGAGAGGAUAUGAGCUGCUUAUGAUGAUGUGGAAGCUUGGGAAUUGUUUAGAGUUUUACACUCUCGGGGUUUGGAGGUGAAUGAUUAUACGAUUAUUAAUGUUUUGUUGGCUAUUGGAUGGCCGGUGUCGGUGACAGCAAAAUUGGAAAAUGAUGGUCAUAGUUUAGUGAUCUUUGACAUAUGACCACAUCAUUGUACAUAUUGAACCAUUCACAUUGUUUACUUGGCUACCGUCUAGGAACAGAAGUGGCAUCCUUGCCAUUGAUUGAAGAGCUAGUCAUCCGAUGAGUGACGUUUGCGAUCUGAAGAGGUUUUGGAGAGGACAGAGACUAUUGAAUGAAUGGCAUUUGCAGCUAUUCUUGAUUUUUAUCUGUCCCCGCUUUGGCAGAGGCUUCCUGCUUCUGAAGUUGUUGCAAGUUUCAGCGGUAGAAGCAACAGAGAUCUUGCUGAUCAUUUUGUAAGCUGAGGAAAUAUCCGUUCUUUUCUUACGCGGUUUUCUUGUUUGAUGGGUGUGGAUAUAGUGGGAUUGGUUGGGAGUUUAUGUAGCUCAACCAACCCAUUAAGCCUAGGACAGGGGAGGAUUGAUCCGGGAAGAUUAGAGAAAGCUGGAAACAAGCUUUUUCAGAGACUGGUGCUUGUUAGGGGCAUGGCAGCUAGAAUGUCCUGCUGUACAAGAUUCCUUUCAGCUUAACUUGAGACAUUUGAAUAUUUGUGAUGAUUUGGUGACUGAUAAAUCUGUUAAUCCAUAGUUUAAUGCUAAUGAGUAAUGAUUGGUUUGA
Messenger RNA from Malus domestica (apple), 1779 nucleotides. The record is from RefSeq and is a predicted model, not a curated record. NCBI's taxonomy places the organism in Eukaryota, Viridiplantae, Streptophyta, Magnoliopsida, Rosales, Rosaceae.